AUGAUUGUUCGGACCACAGUUGAAAAUUUAACAGGAAUUACGAUAUACCUAGGGAACAUGGUUGAAUUGAAUGGAGAAAACUUAGGAAAAGCACAUCAAGAAUUACAUAUUAAAGUGCAAGAACUUGUCGAGAAUGAAACUAAAUUGGAGGAUAUAAAUGAUAAUGAAAACAGCUACAUAGACAAAAUAUUAAAGAUCCGUGUUGCCUCUAAAUUAAAAAACAUUUAUUAUAUAUUAGAGGUAAUGAAAUGUGGAGAUAGUUUAUGUAUUUCACAUGCCUUGAUGUGUGAAUGGAUAUAUGAUGAUGCUUUUUCCAACAUUAUUAACCCAGAUUACCUUCACCACGACGUCUUUCCUCUUAUGUCUUUAAAAAUGAAGAAUAAGAUGUUGAACAAAAUUGCUGCAAAUGUCAGGAAUGAGACCAGAGCAGCUGCUUUCUUCACAUACUGCAAGAGCCUUAGAAUAGAACCUGUAGCACAAAAAUUUCUCUAUUUUACAUCAGAUUCAUUUAAGUCAAAUUUGAUUGAAAACAAAUAUCAAUUGAACAAUAUUGAUUCCAAUUUGAAAUAUUUAAUAGGAAAUUCAAUUGAUUUGGCAGUGUUAUUUAUAUCUCAGAUAGAAUUUGAUACUGCCAAAGAGGACUACUUAAUGCAACUGGCUUAUUUGUAUACAGUCGAUGCAGAAAAAUAUUUAAAUUUGUUUGAAAAAAAUAUAAAAACAAAUCGUGGAAAACGGUUUGGUGGUAGGAUGUCUAAAAGUAUCCUGACAAAUCAUAAAACCAGAGUUCUUAACUUGCCCAGUUUAUAUAUUCAUAAACUUAACAAAUAUAUGCUAGUUCGUCACAGCACUAGUGAAGAUGCAAAGAAAUAUAUUGCAUCACUGCUACCCACAGACUUAGAGAAAUUCUGGAAAAAUGAUUUUUAUGGUGCUUACAGUUAUAUUUUUAAUAUGAUUCCUAAAAGUGAAGCCUUUAAAUUCUUCAAAAAUUCUUUCAAAGCCCUGUAUGGUGACAAACCAUUUGAAAAAACUUGUGAAUUUUAUCACUUUCGUUAUUACGAGCUCUUUUGUGAAGAAGAUAAAGAAAAAUGGGCAUUACAGCAGAUUGAGGAUAGCGCAGAGUUACUAGGGACCAAUAAGGACUACAUCUGGUUUAAAUUUGUCAACUUUGAUCAAGCAUUAGUUGCUAUUAAAAAGUAUAUAUUGGUGACAGCCGAUGAGGAUGAUAGAAAUGAAAUGGCCAUGGUGCUGAUUAAGUCUUGUAAAAAUCAAAAGGACUUACAAAAGCUAUUUGAAUACUAUUAUGAAAGGUUUGUUAAUGAAAGUGGUCAUCAUAAAGAAAAUUUUAUAGACCAAGUUGUUGAAAAUCAUAAUAUAUUUCAAUUUGAUGAACAAUGCUGGACGGCAUUCAAUAAAAUCUUAUACAGCUUGCAAGUAUACACCCCGGGUUUUUUUGGAAAGAAUAAAUAUAGAACGUUUUGCAUCAUCUAUAACAUAAUUCAUAAAAAUGAAAUGCAUACUGCUUUAACACAUUUCAUGGACUCAGAAAUUAUGCCUCUUCGUUGGAUACAACGUCACUCAAAGAACCUAACCAAAGAGCAAGUAGAUGAUAUUUAUCAGUAUCUUUUUGAUUAUUAUGUCAAGCAAUUUCAUGCAACUGAAGGUAAGAAAAGUAAGGAAUUAAAAGAGAAGAGGAUAGAUUCUGCUUCAAGACUUCUUCACCUUCUUGAGAACUUUAAUAAAAAGAUAGAUGAUAUACCUGAAGUAAUAUUAAACUUUGUUGAAGAAAAUAUUAAGAAUUUCAAACAUAUGGAUUUGUUAAAAGACAAAAGAGUUACAGAAGCAUCUCUUAUGCGUCUUCUAAAGAAGGACAAGAAUUUGGUAAUCACAAAACUACCGGAGGUAAUGAUAGAUUCAAAUUAUGACCAAAUAAAAUUGACUACACUAUUAAAGAAAGUUAAAGUUUAUUUUCCGAAUGAUAUAGCGAUUGAAAUUCUUAAGUUUUUCGAUGAACAUAUAAAAAAAUCAAAAGAAAAUGAUUGGAAUAUGAGAACAGCUGUUUACGCUGUUUUCAUUUUAGGCAAUGAGGUGUAUAAAAAGCAAUUGUUGGCUAAGUAUUCCCCAACUGAACCAAAAAUUGACCAUAGCAAGAUUGAUAGAAACCUAUUGGGUAUUCAAGAAGCAAUAUGUCGAUUUGCUUGUUAUUCCUUCCCACCAGUACCUUUGAAUGCUAUAAUGCCCUAUAUCACUGGUGACUAUGUCCACUUUUGCCUUCCGAUGUUUAAUAUGUAUUUGUCUAAUCUUCCAUUGCCCCUAUCAAUAAAAUUCAUUACAGCUAUUUUAGAGGCCCCUAUUUCCAUUCAAAAACAUGGCAUAAGAAUGGCCUUCAAAGCAUUCACAACAGAAAAUUUAAAACUCUUAAUAACAGACGUCUGGCGAAAGACAAAGAAUGUUUCAUUAAGGCAGGUUAUGUAUAAGGCACUGGUGACUAAAAUAGAUCAGAGCAAUGAAAUUACUCAGGAUGAAUUAUUUGAUACCCUGAAUAUGUUUACUUCAACGUUACACACGGACGACCAAGAUGGUGUCUUCAGCCUUAUAACGUCUAAGCAAAUUCCAGAUAGAUUUAGAGGUAAAUUAUUGGAAACCACUUGGAUGUCCGUUAAGAAUUUGUCACACAAGAAGUCCAAAAACAUUUUGAUCAAAAUAAGAAUAGUCAGAAAAAUCGAACAAUAUAUUAAGUUGGUAGAUCGUGCCUUUUGCAAGAAAGAAAUAGUGCAACUGCACAUUGAUAAUAUGUUGGUGAAAAAACAAAUCCAAGAUUCAUUUACUGUAUACGAAGAUGACCUUUUUAAAGAAAUGUGGUCUUUAACCUCGAUGUUUCUGAUUUCUUGUAAAGAUGAAAGUGAUCUAAAUGAAUCAUUGACUCUUAUUGAUGUUGUCUAUAAAGAGACGUUUGAUCAAUGGAGUUAUGUGUCAAAGGAUAAUAUAUACGUCGUGAUGAGAUUUUGCUUUGAUUUUAUAAAUAACAUUAAAGAGAAAAGCUUUGAAGAGUCCCAAAUGGACAACGUCUACAUUAUCCCUAUUCUGGAACACAUUACAAAAUUGCUUGAAGAAUUUCCUUUAGCUCACAAAAUAUAUGUACCUUUUUUUAAAGUAAAAUUUUAUACAAAUAUUAGAAAGAUAAUGGAGAAGACGUUAACAGAUGCUGAACAUACAUCAAAAUUUGUUGUUAAUUCACUGGUGAAAUUAAUAGAGGAUCUUAAAACUAAAGAUAAAUUGGCUGAAAGCUUACUUGAUACCUUGAGCGAUAUUGUAAGCAAUAUCCUUCGCGACAUGGCACUCUUGUUAAAGCAGAAUGCAGAUAUACUUAUCGCAUACGUUUGUAUUGAUCUUCUCGAAAACAGUUUCUUUAAUAUUCUUUUAAGUAUCGCUACAAUGCCUUUGGACCCUUAUUACAGUGAAACAGAUAUAACUUUGUUCCGGGAACUACAAACAAGAUUCAUUAAAAAGAUAAAUAAUAUCAAUAACUUUGACAUCCAAAGUUAUUACUUCAAUAAGUUUGUUGCUAACGAUUUUCGUAAGAGGGUUGAAAGUUAA
Leptosia nina is the source of this 3594-nucleotide messenger RNA. The record is from the annotation of a GenBank genome assembly. Lineage: Eukaryota; Metazoa; Arthropoda; Insecta; Lepidoptera; Pieridae.